Molecule: messenger RNA, 2199 nt
Organism: Chiroxiphia lanceolata (lance-tailed manakin)
Lineage: Eukaryota; Metazoa; Chordata; Aves; Passeriformes; Pipridae
Gene: HPSE2
Product: heparanase 2 (inactive)
Exons: 12
Coding region: 33-1724 (563 amino acids)
Cellular component (GO): membrane; extracellular matrix
Molecular function (GO): hydrolase activity, acting on glycosyl bonds
Source: RefSeq, a predicted model, not a curated record
CCAGCUCCUGCCCCCCAGGGCUCUUAGCCCUGAUGGCACCUGGGCUGGCCCUCAUGGCCGCCUUCUCGCUGCCCUCCCAGGCUGGGGACAGGAGAGCACUGCCGGUGGAGAAACCUUCAGGUGUGAAAGGAAGAACUCUCAUUCUCCUUGAUGUCAACACCAAGAGCCCUGUCAGGAUAAUCAGUGAGAAUUUCCUCUCCCUGCAGCUGGACCCCUCCAUCAUUCAUGAUGGCUGGCUCGAUUUCUUAAGUUCCCGGCGGCUGGUGACCCUGGCGCGGGGCCUGGCCCCCGCCUUCCUGCGCUUCGCGGGCAAGAGGACGGACUUUCUCCAGUUCCACAACGUGAAAAACCCGGCCAAGAGCCGCGGCGGGCCCGGCCCCGACUACUACCUCAAGAACUACGAGGACGCCAGGUCUCUAGACAAACUCUAUAACUUUGCUGACUGCUCUGGCCUUCACCUGAUCUUUGCACUGAAUGCUUUGCGCCGAAAUCCCAACAACUCCUGGAACAGCUCCAAUGCCCUCAGCCUCCUGAAGUACAGUGCCAGCAAGAAGUACAACAUCUCCUGGGAGCUGGGCAAUGAACCCAAUAACUACCGGACGCUGAUCGGCCGCUCGGUGAAUGGCAGCCAGCUAGGAAAGGACUACACUCAGCUGAGAAGCCUGAUGCAGCUUAUCCGCACUUAUUCCAGAGCACACCUCUAUGGGCCAAACAUUGGGAGGCCCAGAAAGAAUGUCAUCGCUUUCCUGGAAGGGUCUCAAAGCCACCAGAUCUGGUGCCUCCUUGGAUAUCUCUGCCCUCUUUCCAACCUCCUUGCUGUUUUCUUGAUACUGCUGUCACCAUUGCGUAUCCACCCUCUGGUCACAGAGCCACAGCACCUCUGGCCAGGUGGCAGAAGCAGGUUCAUGAAAGUGGCUGGAGGCACAGUGGAUGCUGUUACCUGGCAACAUUACUACAUUGAUGGUCGGGUGGCCAAAGUGACGGACUUCCUGAAAACGCGCCUGUUAGACACACUCUCUGACCAGAUCAGGAAAGUCCAGAAAGUAGUGAACACAUACACGCCAGGGAAGAAGAUCUGGCUGGAAGGUGUUGGCACAACCUCAUCUGGAGGCAUGAACAACCUCUCCGAUUCCUAUGCAGCCGGGUUCCUGUGGCUGAAUACACUGGGCUUGCUGGCCAGCCAGGGCAUCGACGUGGUGGUGCGGCAUUCCUUCCUCGACCAUGGCCACAACCACCUGGUGGACCAGAACUUCAACCCCUUGCCGGAUUACUGGCUGUCCCUGCUCUACAAGCGCCUCAUUGGUCCCAAGGUGCUGGCGAUCCACGUGGCCGGCCUGCAGAGGAAACCCCGCCCCGGCAGGGUCAUUCGCGACAAGCUGCGGAUUUAUGCCCACUGCACCAGCUACCACAACCACAACUACGUUCGGGGGUCCAUCACCCUUUACAUCAUCAACUUGCAUCGCUCCCGGAAGAAAAUAAAGCUGGCAGGGACGCUGCGGGAUAAGAUCGUCCACCAGUACCUGCUGCAGCCCUAUGGCAAGGACGGGCUCCACUCCAAGUUGGUCCAGCUCAAUGGGCAGCCACUGGCCAUGGUGGACGAUGGGACCCUCCCUGAGUUGAAGCCUCGCCCUCUGCGGGCCGGCCGCACCCUGGUCAUCCCCCCUCUGACCAUGAGCUUCUAUGUGGUGAAGAAUGUGAAUGCGCUGGCUUGUCGGUACCGAUAGCCCGCGGCCCAGAACAGACUUGCCAGCCCCGCUCCUGCACCCGCACACUGCCCAGGUCACGCUGCCUCCUUGGCAGCCCACGCAGCCCCGCCACAGGGCCAUGCUGGGUGGCACCACACAUGCCCUCAUCCUCACACCCUGGAUGUCCUCUGCCUUGGCACCCACUCCCGCCCUGUGACCACAGAGCUCCACGUGCCCUGACCACCGUUCUGCCAGAGCAGUGCAACAGCCAAUUUGCAGGGCCUGCUGCCAGCCAUCCCGUGAGCUGCAAGAAGCACCCGGUACUUGGUGCCCACUGGCUGCGUGGAAGGCUGGGGUGCCGAGCCCCAGUAUAGCAUGGGGCAGGCAUACUCCCGAGUCCUCUGGUCCCACUGCCCAGGUGGUGACCCUUCCAGCAGCCGGACCCCCUUCCCCGGAGGCGGGCAGUGCUCCGGUGCAGCAAGCGCAUGGAAGCAGCUCCCUCUACUGCCGCCAG